Lonchura striata (white-rumped munia) is the source of this 944-nucleotide messenger RNA. Its product is annotated as transmembrane protein 223. Gene Ontology annotation, biological process: nervous system development. Lineage: Eukaryota; Metazoa; Chordata; Aves; Passeriformes; Estrildidae. The record is from RefSeq and is a predicted model, not a curated record. Gene Ontology annotation, cellular component: mitochondrion.
CUGGCGCGCGGCGUGACCCGGAAGUGCCGGCGGCGCCGCCGUCAUGGCGGCGCGGGCGGCGCUGGAGGUGGCGGCGGCGGCGGCGGCGCGGGACGUGGUUCUGUACGAGCACGACCGCAGCCGCUUCUUCCGCCUCGUGGGGCUCUUCUGCGCGGGGCAGGGCCUCUUCUGGGCCUACCUGGCGCACUUCGCCUUCACGGCGCUGCGCCCCGCUCCCGAUCCCGAUCCCGGUCCCGGUCCUGGUCCUGGUCCCGGUCACGACGACCCGCUGCGACCCCGCGACAACAAGUGGCGCUUUGCGUUCACGGCGUCCUGCCUCACCGUCGGCUCGCUGACGGUGGCGGCGGGCUGGCUGCUGCCGCUGCGCUCGGUGCAGCGGGUGACGCUGCUGCGCGGCGGCGCCGCCGUGGCGCUGAGCACGCCGGGGCCGCUCGGGCUGGGCCGCCGCUCGCUGACGGUGCCGCUCCGGGACGUGUCCGGCCGCGCCCACCGCAGCCAGGCCGCCGCCGCCGUCCCGGUCAAGCUCCGCGGCCGCCCGUUCUUCUUCCUGCUCGACACCGGCGGCAUCCGCGAGCCCCGGCUCUUCGACGUCACCGUGGGAGCCUUCCGCGGCUUCUAGCGGCACCGGGAAUACCGGGGACACCGGAGGGACACCGGGAAUACCGGAGACACCGAGAAUACCGGGGAUCCCGUGGGGAUAACGGGGACACAGCCCUGACAUGGCCACGACACCGGGACACCAUGAGGACACCGGGGGGACACCACGGGGACAUCAAGGACAUCGUGGGGACAAGGCCCCAGCACGGGGACACGGACACGACACGGCGGCGGUGGCACCUCCUGUCCCCCGGUGCCCCGGCCUGGGCCCCGCCCGCUCCCCCGUCACCCCCAGAAUAAAACCUGGACCCCCCCGGUCUCGGGGGGAUUUUGGGGUCACACCGCGA